AUGGCAAAUGAUAUCACCCCCGGAGGCCAGCUUAUGACCACAAUUGAUGUGGAAAAUUUCCCUGGUUUCCUUGAAGGAAUAUGGGUGAUUUUCACUGAUUCUAAACGUGUUGUUGCUGAUUCAUUUAUUAUGGCUACUAAGGUGGUGGGGAGGAAGCUGAAUUUUGAAGGGUCAAAAAAGUUUUGGAAUAGAGGGAUUUCGGCUUACAUUGUAUGUGACGGGGAUGCCCCUAUUUUUAGGGAGAAGGCAUUUACUGUGAUUGGAGGAGGGGAUUCAGCAAUGGAGGAAGCCAAUUUUUUGACUAAGAGUGUGGAGGAGGCUUAUGGAGAAAGGGUUUUAGGUGGGCUUAAAGUGAAGAAUGUGGUUACUAGGGAGGUUUCGGAUUUAAAGGCUAAUGGGGUUGUUUUUCACUAUUGGACAUGA
This is a messenger RNA of Dovyalis caffra, 423 nucleotides long. The record is from the annotation of a GenBank genome assembly. NCBI's taxonomy places the organism in Eukaryota, Viridiplantae, Streptophyta, Magnoliopsida, Malpighiales, Salicaceae.